CGGAGUAGUAACAUAAUCAUCUUCAGCAGCUAGAAUGUCUUGUCAACGUGUGCUCGUCUUGGUGCUCCUGGUUUUCCUAUCACUUAAUAUUGUGCAGAAUGAAGCUGCAUCAUUUCCCUUCUCUUGCCCCACUCUGAGUGGAGUCUGUCGAAAAGUUUGCCUACCAACAGAGAUGUUCUUUGGACCACUUGGCUGUGGAAAGGGAUUCUUGUAA
Salvelinus fontinalis (brook trout) is the source of this 214-nucleotide messenger RNA. RefSeq names its product defensin, beta-like 1 (gene defbl1). NCBI's taxonomy places the organism in Eukaryota, Metazoa, Chordata, Actinopteri, Salmoniformes, Salmonidae. Bases 35 to 214 code for a protein of 59 amino acids. The transcript is spliced from 2 exons. The record is from RefSeq and is a predicted model, not a curated record.